CGACCGCCCGGUGCAAGGUCACUCGAGGUUGUUUCAGAUGCGCUACCGGCCCGGGGUUUGUGGGGAAUCGGGGCAGCUGCGGGGAGCGCCUCACCGCACGCCGUGCCGCUCCGUCCCCGACGGCCACGGGUGUGCAUCUCUCAAGCAGUGAAGAUAUACUCAAGCAGUGAAGAUAUAGCAGUAUUCACAACAAGAUCUCGAAAAGACCCUUCUUCAACGCCUUUGAAAAGAAGCGCAACUACUCGGGAACAGCAUUUCUGCCAUGAUGCCUCUUGUCUCCACUGCCGUGGUCAUCGGCAUCGCGAUGGCCGUAGCAGACCCGGUCGUCGUGACGGAGAACGGCAAGGUCCAGGGAACAACGGUGACCAUUUUCAAUGGAACGAGUGUAGUGGACGCCUACCUUGGGAUACCGUACGCUACACCACCGGUCGGAGAACUUCGUUUCAAGGAACCGAGUCCACCCGUCCCAUGGGAACCGUACACGCUGCAAGCAACGAAAAAGAGCUCGGCAUGCAUACAGUUCUCGCCAGCGAACCCGCUGCCACCUUGGGUAGAAACUGAAAACGAACAGAGCGAGGACUGCCUCUACCUGAAUGUAUGGACGCCACGGGAAAAGGAAAACGCCACGGAAAACUUGCGAAACGUGAUGGUGUGGAUCCAUGGCGGGGGUUUCAAUUUCGGGUCAGCCUCAAUGGAUGUCUACGACGGUGCGGUCCUGGCAGCUGCGGGAGACGUGGUCGUCGUGUCGAUGAACUACCGUCUAGGAAUAUUCGGAUUCCUCGCACUGCCAAACGACAGGACGCCAGCUGUGGGGAACCAGGGACUCCUGGACCAAGUGCUCGCCCUGCGCUGGGUGCAGGAAAACAUCGUAAACUUUGGCGGCGACCCGAAGCGAGUGACGUUGUUCGGCGAGAGCGCCGGCGGGUGGUCCAUCGCGUACCACGCCAUCUCGCCCAUGGCACGCUCGCUCUUCCAUAGAGGCAUCGUCCAGAGUGCCGGAGUCCUGGUCCAGCAACUUGCUGACUCAUUCAGUACAGCGGAGACGAAGGCAAUGCAGGUGGCCGAUAGCGUCGGGUGCCUACCAGAAACGGAUGACGCCAGCAUCGUUGGUUGCCUGCAAAACAAGAGCGCCCACCACCUGGCCAUCAUGGAGGCCAUCGUGUGCACUCAGCACAUGGUGUGCUUCACCGCCGUCUACGGCGACCAGUACCUGCCGAAUGACCCUGUGACAGCCGCAGACGUGAGCGUACCCAAGGAAUUCCUGCUCGGCAACGUGGAAAACGAAGGCUCUGUGUUCGCUAGCCUGUGGUAUUGGAUGCAGUUUCCGUUCCAUAGUGCCAUGAACGUCGGCAAGCAGGACAUGCUGUACUUCUUCAUGAAAACCUUCUCGUUCAUGCCAGAUAUAGUGGCGAGAGCGGUGUACAACUUGUACGUCGGAGCGCUUCGGGAAACCGAGUACCCCAAACUGCGGUCGGAACUUGGCCACGCCAUUGGCGACGCUUUCCUUCGCUGUCCCGAGGUGUUCUUCGGCGAGAAAUUGUCGCUGCACAAUUCGCACGUCUACUACUACAACAUGGUGUAUCACUCGGCGACAGCCACCCACCUUGAUCCCUGGUUUGGUCUGACACACUUCGAGGACGUGCAGUACGUGUUCGGAAUGCCGCUCAGGGACCGUCCUCCGAAGAAGUACUCGCCGGCUGACGCGGAAUUUAGCCGCCACGUAAUGAACAUAUGGGUGACCUUCUCAAAAACUGGGGUUCCGCCUAUGGUGGAGGGCGAUGCGUGGCCUCUAUUCGAUGCUAAGGACCACAAGGUGGUUAGCCUGGACCACAACCGCACCUACACGGAAACGCUGCGGCAGCUGGAGCGGUGCCGCUUCUGGGAGGCGCUACACAAGCCCAACCUCCAAAGUGAACUCUCCGACUGCCUCUGAAAGCCAUCGUUCUGCACACGCUGCAAAGUAGUGUACCGUACACCACCAAAAGUCACGCGGACGCAAUCUGACUGUGCGACAAACACCCCCGUUAACACAUGCGCUUCAAUGAUUUGAUCUGAACAAAAACGAAAAAAGUGUUUUUUUUUCUCCUCCUAGUGCUCUGCUACUGCGUUUAAACAUAAGAAGGCCCUGGAGAGGGUUUUAGGGAUUCUUCGUAGUCACAGCAUGCAGUUUUCUGUUACACUUGGGCCUAGCAGCUCUUCCGCGCUGACUGGCAUUUGGCUCGUGUCCGCAGUACUUUGCCUAACGUCCAGUUUUUGCUCUUCCGCCAGAUAACUUCCUCAGAAGAGAUGUCUACUCUUUCUAUUUUAUUGGCUCAAUUAGAGGCUUCAAUUUAUGCCUGUGUUUGAUAGGUUUGAAGUACGGAUGCUAGCUUUACGGAGGACUAUGCGCUGCCGCAACUCGCGCUUAGUUCCGCUUAGCUCCUUAGCUCAUGUCAUUUCGAUCUUGGUAUUUGAGUAUGAUUUCCAGUUGCUCAUAUUCCUCAGUUUCGUAAUUUUUCUGGCACAAGAUCGCCAUUGCCUUCACUACGCUUUUUGAGAGGUGCUAAAAACUGAAUAACUGAAUGUGCGCGUUCUUACGGCGAUUCAGCAAAUUAUUAGAGGCUUCAUUUAGAAAGCGUCUGGGCACUUCUUUUCAAUGCCUAAAACAGUAAAUUAUGCGUCUGAGUGCCCAUACGAUGCCCCAGCAGUCAGUCGUACUAACAUUCAUGUUAUACACUAAUACAGGUUGAAUUAAAUCUCAGUUUAACAUGACAUCUCUGAAGAAUACCAGGCACUAAUAUAAAGGCUCUCAAAAUCAACAGUUUAAAUCUUUCUAAUCCGUAAAUGCAUAACAAUUCCACAAUACUUAGUAAAGGAAACACAAUGUCAAUCAUGGGUGUGCAUCGCGCCUUGCAUUUGCAAGUGUUUGGAUGUGAAAUGCAAUGCAGUGUAGGCAGAUUUUACAGUGUGCUGACGUUCGAACAAACAGCAAAAGAUGAGAAGAAAAAGAAAAGAAACAACGCCAUGCUUAUACAUGUAAGUGAAGCUUGACGAGGCUUGGAUUUAAUUAAGAAGCCUAAUAAGAGCUGAGCGAGUAAAUUGCGUGUUCUGGCUUACAGUGCGAAUUCUCCUAUAUUCAGUUGAAGAACGUACAAUGAUAACUUAAUCGAUGUUGAGUAAUAAAAAGGUGCAGCUAUACUGCCACAUUUUUGGUUUUCUGAGAAAGGAAUGCACACAAAAAGGGAAACAAAUACAACGAUCUGUAGUACGCAACCUUAGUCGUUAUGAACUACUUUACUACACGAUUGUGCGACGUCCUUUGCCGAUAAUAAUCUGUUUUUCGAUUUAAUCACAAGCUACACAACCCAAAAUACUUUUGAAUACACCAACAGCAAGUAACGUCUCAGUUUGCCUUUAUUUCUCUAUGCCUCGUCUGAAGUAGAUACAGAUCUGAGUUGUUUUUCAACCCAUGUGUUGUGAUUAAUGGGUCUCUAUUGCUGAUGGAAAAUCUGUCAUAACGCCAUUAUUUGGCCGAGUUGGUUGAGUUCACGGUCAUGUAAAUGCGCUCCACAGAUAAGGACAAUAAAAUUGAAGGACGAGACACACAGACAAACCAAUUUCUGUCUGUAUAUAUCUGACCACAAAGUUUUCAAACAUACCACUUGAAAGUAAGCGCUCUGUGGUCUCGACUUUCAAUUCUAUUACCCCUGUUUGUUAACCGCAUUUACAAAUUCAUCUAUCAUUACAACGGGCGGCAACAUGAACUUGGCACUGAUGCCCCUGCCAGCACCAAGAAAUGCCAGGCAUCCACAGAACAUGUGUCAACAGUCAUCUGGCCAUGACGCCGCGUGAAAAUAAAGAGUACACUCGAGUAGUAGAAAAGCAGAAGAAAAAGAAAUAGCUCCUGCUUUGUAUUUAUUGCUGUUAUUGUUGUCACUAUCUCUGAUUAAAUUGCUCUGACACAGUUGCUAUAUUAUGUGCAGUGUGGUUUCAGUGAGCAUGAAUCUGUUCAUGCUUGCGUUACUUUCCCACGACAUCAGCUAUUAUUAAGAGUGAGAAAAGAUGCAUGUACACGUUUUGCUUUUUUCUUGAUUUUUCAUUUUUUUUCAAGAGUAUUUAAACUUAUGCAAUGGCAACGGGUAGGCAGUUACACUGUCAGAAAAGUAUAAAUGACGUCCUAUCAAGUGACCAUCCCACGGAGUUCGUGUCUUGACAUACAAGCUUACAAUGACACCACCUGCAAAAAACCCUCACCCGCGCAAUCUCUGGUCAGUGCAAUUUGCAGUUGGUGUCAUCAGAAUUAAGCUCCCAUCUUAUUUCCUAAGAAAGACAACCCUGAGCCAGCAAGCGUGUUUCCCGACUGCUCGGCUAAAAUACGUUGUCUGGACAGCAGAACUCGGACGGUUAA
Messenger RNA from Dermacentor silvarum, 4387 nucleotides. Its product is annotated as cholinesterase. The record is from RefSeq and is a predicted model, not a curated record. The coding region runs from base 263 to 1933 and encodes 556 amino acids. The transcript has 3 exons. Gene Ontology annotation, biological process: acetylcholine catabolic process; choline metabolic process. Gene Ontology annotation, molecular function: acetylcholinesterase activity. Lineage: Eukaryota; Metazoa; Arthropoda; Arachnida; Ixodida; Ixodidae. Gene Ontology annotation, cellular component: plasma membrane.